This is a messenger RNA of Colletotrichum abscissum, 933 nucleotides long. Its product is annotated as histidinol phosphate phosphatase HisJ family protein. Gene Ontology annotation, molecular function: histidinol-phosphatase activity. Lineage: Eukaryota; Fungi; Ascomycota; Sordariomycetes; Glomerellales; Glomerellaceae. Bases 1 to 933 code for a protein of 310 amino acids. Gene Ontology annotation, biological process: L-histidine biosynthetic process. The record is from RefSeq and is a predicted model, not a curated record. Gene Ontology annotation, cellular component: cytoplasm. The transcript is spliced from 3 exons.
AUGGCGUUCACGAUGCACUCCCACUCGGGGCAAUUCUGCCCCGGCCACGCAAAGGACCAGCUCGAGGCCAUCAUCCAGCAUGCCAUCGGCAUCGGGUACAAGACCAUGGGUCUGACGGAACACAUGCCCCGUCUAGAGAUUGGAGACCUCUACCCUGAAGAGCUCGAAGAAGGAGACCCCCAAACAGCCCUCUCCAUCCUCGCCCCCCGCCACGAAGCCUACCUCGCCGAAGCCCAGCGCCUGCGCGAAAAGUACGCCCCGCAGAUCGACCUCCUCAUCGGCUUCGAGGGGGAGUGGUACCGCCCGGCCUACGGGCCGUUCAUCAAGUCCCUCGCGUCCCACCCGGCGGUGGACUACUUCAUCGGGUCGCUGCACCACGUCAACGCCAUCCCCAUCGACUACAGCCGGGACAUGUACGUCGAGGCGAUGAAGUCGGCCGGCGCCGACGAGGAGAGCAUGUACGCGCGGUACUACGACCAGCAGCACGAGAUGCUGACGGCGCUAGAGCCGCGCGUGGUGGGCCACUUUGACCUCGUGAGGCUCAUGAGCGAGGAUCCGGGGAGGGACGUGAGGCAGUGGAAGGGGGUGUGGGAGAAGAUUGUGAGGAAUCUGGAGGUCGUCAAGGGGUAUGGGGGCUUGUUGGAGUGUAAUAGCAGUGCGUUGAGGAAGGGUCUCGAUGAGCCUUAUCCGUGCCGACCUAUUGCAGAGACAUGGUUGGCGAUGGGCGGCCGCUUCACAUUCUCAGACGAUAGCCACGGCAUCGCACAGGUCGCGACGAAUUACAAACGCAACGUGAAGUACCUCGAGAGCCUGGGCGUGAAGGAGGUCUUCACGUUUGAGCGGGGGCCGGUGGAGGGGGUCAAUGGGGAUGCUAAGGCCGUGUUGCGGGAAAAGGGCGUUGGGUUGGCGGCGUUUCGGGAGAACUUCACCUAG